AUGACUUUAGGGUGUGGAGGAUUAGCUGUAUGUGAUGGCAGUGUUUUUGAACAGGAUAACAGCAGUUUUGAGGGGUGGUGGGGGAAAGACCUGCAGAACAGCCAGAAUCUUUCUGACAGUAAUUCCUUGAUUGAAGUACAUAUCAGAGAAAGUGCAACAUUGACCAGAGAUGUACUUGAGCAACAUUUUAACGAUUUGAAAGGGACCCUGAAGAAGCUGUUGGAUGAACGACUGCUGUCACUGCUGCAGGAAGUGGAUGCAAUAGAACAAGAGAGCAUCAAACCCCUGGAUGAAUGCCAGAAGCUCAUAGAGCACGGAGUCAGCACGGCUGAUGAUCUGCUCCGGGAAGGAGAGAGUGCUGUCCAUGGAGAUGUGGGACAACAGAAUGAGAAACUUUGCAGCUUUACAAAAAAAGCUUUACAUAUUCAGCUAGAUAGCUUACCAGAAGUGCCCUCCUUGGUUGACGUGCCUUGUUUAUCUGCCCAGCUGGAUGACUGCCUUCUUACUAUAUUGAAAAAUCAAAUAUUCAGACAUGGAACUGUGGCAUCUCGCCCACCUGUACAGCUGGAGGAAUUUGUCGAGAAGCCUGGUGGGAUUUUGGUCCGAUGGUGUAAGGUGGAUGAUGACUUCGUAGCACAAGAUUACAGGCUGCAGUAUCGCAAGAGUAAUGCCAGUCACUUUGAAGAUGUGUAUGUUGGCUCAGAGACAGAGUUCAUCGUGCUGCACAUUGAUCCUAACAUGGAUUACCAGUUCAGAGUCUGUGCCCGGGGAGAUGGACGGCAGGAGUGGAGCCCGUGGAGUGUUCCUCAGAUGGGCCGCACCACAUUGGUUCCCCACGAAUGGACAGCUGGUUUGGAGGGUUACAGCCUGAGCAGCCGAAGAAACAUAGCACUUCGGAACGACUCACAGUCCUGCGGUGUGCUCUACUCCAAAGCUCCUACUUACUUUUGUGGGCAAACAUUGACAUUCAGAAUUGAAACUGUGGGACAGCCAGACAGACGUGACAGCCUGGGAGUGUGUGUGGAGCAGCGGAACGGCUACGAUUCCUUGCAGAGGGAUAAAGCUGUUUGUGUCAGCACCAAUGGGGCAGUAUUUGUAAAUGGAAAAGAGAUGACAAACCAACUGCCUGCUGUUACUUCUGGAUCAACUGUGACGUUUGACAUGGAGGUUGUGCAGUUAGGGCCUUCCAGCAACGAGGGGGGAAGCUUCAAGAUCAGAGUAACCAUUAGCUCUAACAACAGAGAAGUGGUCUUUGACUGGGUACUUGAUCAAUGCUGUGUCUCUUUGUAUUUUGGAUGUUCAUUUUUAUACCCAGGCUGGAAAGUCUUAGUGUUUUAGCAGUAAGUGAAGGGAUUUUUGUUCUUGCUGUAAAGCAUAAUGUUAAAACCUGGGUUU
Molecule: messenger RNA, 1395 nt
Organism: Chaetura pelagica (chimney swift)
Lineage: Eukaryota; Metazoa; Chordata; Aves; Apodiformes; Apodidae
Gene: CRLF3
Product: cytokine receptor-like factor 3
Exons: 9
Coding region: 1-1338 (445 amino acids)
Molecular function (GO): protein binding
Source: RefSeq, a predicted model, not a curated record